AGCCCUGCAGAGCCAGAUUCGGGUCUGACAGCGCCGCGCCCCCCCUCGGCACGCGGCCGGCGGGCAGUCGCUGAGCACAGCCCGGCUCCGCCGCCCGGCCCGGCCUCCGCGGCUCCCCUCGCGCCCCGCGCGGCGCCCCGCAUGCUCCAGGCACCAUGGGCGAGACCGCGCCGCCACCAUGACCGCGGAGCCGCCGGCGCAGCUCCCCGCAACCUCCCCCGCGGACCAUGUUCCAUGCCUUUUUUAGAUCUAUCUUCCGGGUUCUGCCGCUGUUCCUUGUUCUGUCAUCAGUGAAUUCAUCUAAUUGUACAAUGGGAAAUAAAACAACUGAAAUCCGUGUGAAGUAUGAAAAUAUAUUAAGCCACGACAUCAAUGAGCUGGUAAAUAUGUCUGCAGUGUAUCGUGAUAGGUGUUGCAGGAAUAAAAAGCAUGAAAAUGCCAGAGUAUUCUUCUGCAAUGAUACUCAGGAAAUAGAGUCACUACAGAGUAUGGCGUGCAACAUGCUCAAGUUCUUUAAUAAGCAAAAAAUCAGCAAAGACUUUAGAUGGAAAGCCACAUUAGUCUCAUGUAGGACGUUACAGGUUCUACAGUGCAAAUGUGAAAGAAAUAAAAAAGAAAAGGUUUGCACACAGGUAAACACACAUAAUAAAGAAGAUACAGGAACAGGUGAACACUCGAAAAAGAAAUGCAACCAAGAAUUUUGUGAACUGAAAGAAAAUAUAUCUAGCCUUCGAUCCUGCUGGAAUAAAUUUGAAAAAAUAAUUUCCAGGUGAAUCCUGCUCUUUUCUUUUGAAGUGACAUUACUUGCAAAAUGCAAUUUUUGCAUUUUAUAUGCAUUCCUUAAGUAACUCUGUUUGCUUACGUAAGCAAUUGAUGCCAGAAUUCUGAUGGAAAGCUACUGUACCUUGUUCCUGGAGGCAGAAUAAAUAUAAAUGGCUAGAAGAAGCUGCUGAAGUCCAAGAAGUGGAAGUAAAAAACACUGAGUGAAAUGACUGUAUAGAAGGCCGGGUUUCACUUCAUGCUCUGGAAACUAUUUCAAAUUUUCUUAUCUUUUGAGUAACUUUAUAGUACCUUAAUAUGAAAACAUACUUAGGUGUCUACUGCAAUUAAAAAAUAUAUAUAUCUUAGAAACUGCAGACCAGGAAAACAGUAUGAAAAAGGUAGCUGGUUUCUUUAUAUCUAUAUAGAACAUAUCAAGGACCAAAAGGAACGAUUUACGAAAUAAGCAGCAGAAGAAUAAGCAUCUGUUCUGCUGAUGGAAUAAUGUUUUAAGCAUAGCUAGGGUUGCAUUUAAUGGGUCUGCAAACUGAUUUAGGUUUGAAAAAACAGGGAAAAAAGUUACUUUUAAAAAAACUUAGGAAGGAGUACUGGCUUUUGAAAGAUGUAGCACUCUUCUACUAGCUGAAGUAGAAGCAAGACAGUGAGGCUUAUGGAAGAAGGGAAAGAGGAUGCCUGAAUGUAAGUUUGUUCAGCUGACUAGAAAGAGCACUAGCUUUGUGCAUUUAGGUAUCCUCUAGCUGAAGGAGUAGCUAGAAUUGCUUCCUUCAGAUUGUGAUUUCUUGUACACAGUUAUUUUAUAUAACGUUUGAUAUGUUAGACAUGACAGAGUUUGUGAAUAUUUUCAGAGAAUAAUAU
Molecule: messenger RNA, 1635 nt
Organism: Rhea pennata
Lineage: Eukaryota; Metazoa; Chordata; Aves; Rheiformes; Rheidae
Gene: IL7
Product: interleukin 7
Exons: 5
Coding region: 228-773 (181 amino acids)
Biological process (GO): immune response
Cellular component (GO): extracellular region
Molecular function (GO): interleukin-7 receptor binding; growth factor activity
Source: RefSeq, a predicted model, not a curated record